Molecule: messenger RNA, 1461 nt
Organism: Cordyceps militaris CM01
Lineage: Eukaryota; Fungi; Ascomycota; Sordariomycetes; Hypocreales; Cordycipitaceae
Product: MFS multidrug transporter, putative
Exons: 2
Coding region: 1-1461 (486 amino acids)
Biological process (GO): transmembrane transport
Molecular function (GO): transmembrane transporter activity
Source: RefSeq, a predicted model, not a curated record
AUGGCAGCGCUCUCGAAACGGCGCGUCCAGCCCCUGUUGCUGCCGAAGUGCCAUUCACCAUAUUCGACAACCGCCAAAAGUGUCUCCGGCUUCGCGUCCAACAUUUACUUCCCCGCGCUGCCGACCGUGGCCGCCGACCUGGGCGUGUCCGUCGAGCUCGUGACGCUCACCGUCACCUCGUACCUCGUCCUGCAGGGUCUGGCGCCGAGCCUCUGGGGCCCCGUGUCCGACGUGCGCGGCCGGCGCGUCGCCUACCUGUGCACCUUUGUCCUCUUUCUCGGCGCCUGCGUCGGGCUGGCGCUCGCGCGGCGCUACGCCGCGCUCGUCGCCCUGCGCUGCCUGCAGAGCGCCGGCAGCGCGAGCACCAUUGCCGUCGGCGCCGGCGUCAUCGGCGACAUCACCACACGCGCCGACCGCGGCGGCUUCAUGGGCGUCUUCCAGGCCGGCCUGCUCGUGCCCACCGCCGUCGGGCCCGUCAUUGGCGGCGCCAUCGCCGGCUCCCUCGGCUGGCGCGCCGUCUUCUGGUUCCUGGCCGCGUACAGCGGCGUCUUUUUGCUCGUGCUGCUCGCCGUCCUGCCCGAGACGCUGCGCUCGCUCGUGGCCAACGGGAGCGCAGCGCCGCGGGGCAGCUGGCUGGCGCGGUUCCCGCUGCAGGCAUACCAGAAGACGACAAAGACGCAGUGGGAUCGGAACGCGCCGCCGCCGGUUUUGCCGCCGCCGAAGCGAAUCGACGUGCUCGGCCCGCUGCGUAUACUGGGGAGCAAGUUUGCGACGCCGAUUGUCGUGUUUCUGGCCAUUUACUACACAGUCUGGCAGAUGAGCAUCACAGCCAUGUCAUCGCUAUUCAAGGAACGGUACGACCUCACCGAGAUUCAGAUUGGCCUGACGUUCAUCGCCAACGGCGUGGGCUGCGUCGUCGGUACCUUCAUCACUGGCCGGAUCCUCGACGCCGACUACAGCCGCGUCAAGGCCAAGCUCGCCGUCACCGGGGACUCUGCAGCGUGCAAUGGCGACGGCGGCGAGGCCAGCUUCCCCAUUGAAAAGGCACGUCUGCGACUCAUCCCCGUCUUCUCCCUCUUGCAGUGCUUGUCCCUCCUGCUCUUUGGCUGGACCAUCCAAUACCCGCGGAGCGUGCCCAUUGCCAUGCCCAUCAUGUCUACCUUCAUCACCGGCUGGACGGCCAUCUCUACCCAGGCGGUCAUCACCACCUAUCUCGUCGACAUCUUCCCUGACCGCAGCGCCGCGGCGACUGCUAGUUUCAACCUGGCGCGGUGCCUGUUUGCGGCGGGUGGUACGAGCUUCGUUAUGCCCAUGAUCUACAACAUCGGCGUGGGGUGGACAUUUACAAUUUGCGUAGCUGUGCAGCUGGUGGCGCUGAUUGGACCUGUCGUACAGUAUCGUUAUGCUGGGAAGUGGAGGAUGGACAUGGAAAAGGCAAAGGCGACGAAAAUGGGACCUUAG